AUGGUUCCGUCGUACCUGGUGCAGCCGCUCCGAGCCAACUCCGCCACGCACCUGGCGCUGGGGCGGGCGGCCCUCCUGGCCCGGCUGCUGGAGAGCCUGGGCACCGAGGACAAGACCGACUGCCGCGUGCACGUGUACUUCGUGCUGGACACGUCGGAGAGCGUCACCAUGCAGUCGCCCACCGACAGCCUGCUGUACCACAUGCAGCAGUUCGUGCCGCAGCUCGUCAGCCAGCUGCAGGACGGGCUGUACCAGGGCCGCGUGGCGCUGAGCUGGCGCUACGGCGGCCUGCACUUCUCCGACCGCGUGGAGCGCUUCAGCCCGCCCGACAGCGACCGCGCGUCCUUCACCAAGGGGCUGCGCGCCAUCAGCUCCUUCCGCCGCGGCACCUUCACCGACUGCGCGCUGGCCAACGCCACCAGCGAGCUGCGGCGCCACGCCAGCCCCGGCGCCGUGCGCUUCGCCGUGGUCAUCACCGACGGCCACGUCACCGGCAGCCCGUGCGGGGGCGUCAAGCUGCAGGCCGAGCGCGCGCGCGAGCAGGGCAUCCGGCUCUUCGCCGUGGCCCCCAACCAGAAGGUGGACGAGCAGGGCCUGCGCGACAUCGCCAGCCCCCCGCUCGAGCUCUACCGCGGCGGCUACGCCACCAUGCGGCCCGACUCCGAGAUCGACCAGGACACCAUCAACCGCAUCAUCAAGGUCAUGAAACACGAGGCCUACGGAGAGGUGAGGCCCCGCCCGAGCGCAGGCGCCGGCCCGUCCCUGGGCCUGGGCGCCUGCUCGCCGGCAAGAACCGACGUGGGUGCCAGGCGGGAGCAGCCACCAGGCCAGCCGGGCGGGGCCCACGCUGGGCGCCGCUGGGCGCUGGACGGCCCCUUAGAUGCGGCCGAUGCCACGCCGGGUGCCAAGGGCAACAUGGGGGAGCCCGGAGAGCCUGGACAGAAGGGGCGACAGGGAGACCCCGGCAUCGAAGGCCCCAUCGGAUUCCCGGGACCCAAGGCAGGUGGCCCCCCCCCCCAGGUGGUGGGCACUGGCCAGCACCCCUGCCCGCUGGCCCCGACGCAGGGCCUCUCGCGCCCUUCCCCACAGGGCCCUGACGGUUACGCGGGGGAAGCUGGCAGUCCUGGGGAGCAAGGAAGACAGGGUGUCAAGGGGGACCCAGGCCGCCCGGGGCGCAGAGGGCCCCCCGGAGACAGCGGACCCAAAGGAAGCAAGGGUUACCAGGGCGACAACGGAGCCCCCGGCAGCCCUGGCGUGAAGGGGGCCAAGGGCGGGCCUGGACCCCGAGGACCCAGAGGCGAGCCUGGACGCCGAGGAGACCCCGGAAUUAAGGGUGGCCCAGGCAGCAGUGGCCCCAAAGGAGAAAAGGGGGACCCUGGCCCUGAGGGGCCACGGGGCCUGGCUGGAGAGAUCGGCAACAAAGGUGCCAAGGGCGACCGCGGCAUGCCGGGACCCAGAGGCCCCCCAGGCACCCAGGGGGAGCCGGGGAAGCAGGGAUCUCGGGGAGACCCCGGUGAUGCUGGCCCCCGCGGCGACUCCGGACAGCCAGGCCCCAAGGGAGACCCCGGCAGGCCGGGAUUCAGCUACCCAGGACCGCGAGGGGAGCCGGGGGAGAAAGGAGAGCCCGGCCCGCGAGGCCCUGAGGGCGGCAGAGGAGACUUCGGCAUGAAAGGCCAGCCCGGGAGGAAGGGCGCCAAGGGCGAGCCUGUGAGCCCCAGCCGCCGGCCCCUGCCUGCCACAGACUGCGAGAAGCGCUGUGGCGCGCUGGACGUGGUGUUCGUCAUCGACAGCUCCGAGAGCAUCGGCUACACCAACUUCACCCUGGAGAAGAACUUCGUCAUCAACGUGGUCAACAGGCUGGGGGCCAUCGCCAAGGACCCCAAGUCGGAGACAGGGACGCGCGUGGGCGUGGUGCAGUACAGCCACGAGGGCACCUUUGAGGCCAUCCAGCUGGACGACGAGCGCAUCGACUCCCUGUCCAGCUUCAAGGAGGCCGUCAAAAACCUCGAGUGGAUCGCGGGGGGCACCUGGACGCCCUCGGCCCUCAAGUUCGCCUACAACCAGCUCAUCAAGGAAAGCCGGCGCAAGAAGACGCGCGUGUUCGCCGUGGUCAUCACCGACGGCCGCCACGACCCGCGGGACGACGACCUGCACCUGCAGGCGCUGUGCAACCACGACGUGACCGUCACAGCCAUCGGCAUCGGCGACAUGUUCCACGAGAAGCACGAGAGCGAGAGCCUGUCCUCCAUCGCCUGCAACAAGCCGCAGCACGUGCGCAGCAUGACGCUCUUCUCCGACCUGGUGGCCGAGAAGUUCAUCGACGACAUGGAGGACGUCCUGUGCCCGGACCCACAGAUCGUGUGCCCGGACCUCCCAUGCCAGACAGAGCUGGCGGUCGCCCAGUGCACGCAGCGGCCAGUGGACAUCGUGUUCCUGCUGGACGGCUCCGAGCGGCUGGGAGAGCAGAACUUCCUCAAGGCGCGGCGCUUCGUGGAGGAGGUGUCCCGCGAGCUGACCCUGGCGCGCGGGGACGACGACCCGCUCAACGCGCGGGUUGCGCUGCUGCAGUUCGGGGGCCCACGGGAGCAGCAGGUGGCCUUUCCGCUGACCUCCAACCUGACAGUCAUCCAGGAGGCGCUGGACAGCGCUCGCUACCUCAACUCCUUCUCGCACGUGGGUGCGGGCAUCGUGCACGCCAUCAACCACGUGGUGCGCGGGCAGCCGGCCGGGGCGCGCCGCCACGCCGAGCUGGCCUUCGUCUUCCUCACGGACGGCGUCACAGGCAACGACAGCCUGGAGGAAGCGGUGCACUCCAUGCGCAAGGAGAACGUGGUGCCCACCGUGGUGGCCGUGGGCGGCGAUGUGGACGCCGACGUGCUGGCCAAGAUCAGCCUGGGCGACGCGGCCGCCGUCUUCCGCGAGAAGGACUACGACAGCCUGGCCCGGCCCAGCUUCUUCGACAGGUUCAUCCGCUGGAUCUGCUAGCGCCGGCCCGUCUCCUGCAGGGGGCUGGCGGGACCCCGACCCAGCCCCGCCAGGCCCCGUGCGCUGCUGCCCAGCGUCCCCCAACUCCAC
This is a messenger RNA of Condylura cristata (star-nosed mole), 3075 nucleotides long. It is a transcript of the gene COL6A2, whose product is annotated as collagen, type VI, alpha 2. The record is from RefSeq and is a predicted model, not a curated record. The transcript has 20 exons. The coding region runs from base 1 to 2985 and encodes 994 amino acids. Lineage: Eukaryota; Metazoa; Chordata; Mammalia; Eulipotyphla; Talpidae.